UUUCCUUUUUAUUGUUGUUACUAGUUACUAUUAUUUAUUAUUAUACUUAAUGAUGGUGAUGAUGAUGAUGAUAAUGACACUGAUGAUUUUUAACCGGAUUAAAAUCGAGUUUUUCUGAAUGUUCAUUAAGAAUUUCUCCGGCCUCCUGAUUGACUUUGGAGUUUUACAUCUUGGGAGAGAAAGUGAAGGCAUUAGCAUUUUUAAGUGGAUUGAUCACAUAAACCUUUUCUCUCCCAACCCUCCCCCCUUGCCCUUAUCCCCUUCCCCACGCUCGAAAGAAUUUUACUGGCUGUUAAGUCUGUGACCUUAUUUUUCCUGAUCUUUAACUUAACUGUUUUAGAGCAUCUCUGGACGUCUGUAUUUUUUAUUUUUUUAUUUUUGUUUUUUUUUAUUUUUAAUCUUUCAUUUGUUAAAUUUUUAAACUGUGCUGCAAUAAAAUGUGUGUGGUAUUACUUAACACCUAUGACGGUGAUGGCAUUUUCCCAGAAAGCCAUCCCCCUCCUGUUUCCCUUGAAAUCCCAUCCUGCUUUUCCUGUACACUACCCGUCACAAACCACAAGCUGCAGCAACACGGAUGCCCAGCCUGGAGCAGCAGCAGCCAGGAUGACCUGGAGCCAGGGGGGCCUUCGGAACAGAUGCACACCCUUCCUGGGUGAUGGUAAGAGUUUUUCAGCUUUGUGAGGCACCGUAUCAUCAAAGACAAUGGCCAGCAAUGUUACCAACAAGACGGAUCCUCGCUCCAUGAACUCUCGUGUAUUCAUUGGGAAUCUCAAUACCCUUGUGGUCAAGAAAUCUGACGUGGAAGCAAUCUUCUCAAAAUACGGCAAAAUCGUGGGUUGCUCUGUUCAUAAGGGCUUUGCCUUCGUUCAGUAUGUUAAUGAGAGAAAUGCCCGGGCUGCGGUGGCAGGAGAGGAUGGCAGAAUGAUUGCUGGCCAGGUUUUAGAUAUUAAUCUGGCUGCAGAGCCAAAAGUGAACCGAGGAAAAGCUGGUGUGAAACGAUCUGCAGCGGAGAUGUACGGGUCAGUACCAGAACACCCUUCUCCGUCCCCUCUACUCAGCUCUUCUUUUGACUUGGACUAUGACUUUCAACGGGAUUAUUACGACAGGAUGUACAGUUACCCAGCACGUGUUCCUCCUCCUCCUCCUAUUGCUCGGGCUGUAGUGCCCUCAAAACGCCAGCGUGUAUCAGGAAACACCUCACGAAGGGGCAAAAGUGGCUUCAAUUCUAAAAGUGGACAGCGGGGAUCUUCUUCUAAGUCUGGAAAGUUGAAAGGAGAUGACCUUCAGACCAUUAAGAAGGAGUUAACCCAGAUAAAACAAAAAGUGGAUUCUUUACUGGAAAGCCUGGAAAAAAUUGAAAAGGAGCAGAGCAAACAAGGAGUAGAGAUGAAGAAUGAUAAGUCAGAAGAGGAGCAGAGCAGCAGCUCCCUGAAGAAAGAUGAGACUAAUGUGAAGAUGGAGUCUGAGGGGGGUGCAGAUGACUCUGCUGAGGAGGGGGACCUACUGGAUGAUGAUGAUAAUGAAGAUCGGGGGGAUGACCAGCUGGAGUUGAUCAAGGAUGAUGAAAAAGAGGCUGAGGAAGGAGAGGAUGACAGAGACAGCGCCAAUGGCGAGGAUGACUCUUAAGCACAUAGCGGGGUUUAGAAAUCUUGUCCCAUUAUUUCUUUACCUAGGCGCUUGUCUAAGAUCAAAAUUUUCACCAGAUCCUCUCCCCUAGUAUCUUCAGCACAUGUUCACUGUUCUCCCCAUCCUUGUCCUUCCCAUGUUCAUUAAUUCAUAUUGCCCUGCGCCUAGUCCCAUUUUCACUUCCUUUGACCCUCCUAGUAGUUACGUUAAGUCUUACCCUGUAAUUUUUGCUUUUAAUUUUGAUACCUCUUUAUGACUUAACAAUAAAAAGGAUGUAUGGUUUUUAUCAACUGUCUCCAAAAUAAUCUCUUGUUAUACAGGGAGUACAGUUCUUUCCAUUCAUACAAUAGUUGCUUCCCUAACUACAAAGGCAGUCUCAUUAGUUGAGUAGAACCUGAGAGCAGCUUUGAGUUAGAGGUAUGUGUGUUAUACCCCACAUAAGAGUGCUAUGUGGGGCUGUUCAACACAAAUGUAACAAUGUAUUUUUGUGAAUGAGAGUUGGCAUGUUAAAUGCAUCCUCUAGAAAAAUAACUAGUGUAAUAGUCUUAAGAUUUGUUUUCUAAAGUUGAUACUGUGGGUUAUUUUUGUGAACAGCCUGAUGUUUGGGACCUUUUUUUCUCAAAAUAAACAAGACCUUAUUAAACCAGGAAUUUGGAGAAAAAAUAAAUACCCUGAUUUUUUUAUUUUUGUAUUUUAUAAUUGUUUACUUCAAAUUCUUUGUUUCACAGCAGCCUUCACAAAACCCCUAGAAUGUACUCGAUAUAUUUAUCUUUGAGUCAUAAUUAUUAUGCAUACCAACAUACACUUCAACUUAGGUUUCAUUGGGGUGGGUGUUGAAUCACAGAGACAAGUACUCGGAUUGAAGUGGAGAUUUGUUUGCAAAAAUGGCUUUUAAAGCCUAAUGAAAAAGUUUGGGAACUUCCUUAAGCCUUUUCGUCAAUGUUUUGUGAUCCAGUUGGCACCUUUUUUGAGAUUUUUGUUGUGUGCUGAAUUGUUUCAUCCUUAAGUAGAAGAGGUUCAAAUAUGUCAAGAGUGAAACAGCUGGAGAACGAAACUUGCUUUUCUUCCAUUUUGUUUUUUAAUUGCUGUUUAUAGUCCCAGUUAACCGAAUGGAUUCCGAGUCUGUGCCUGUCAGUCACAGACACUGACACUGCCCAAGUAGGUGUUUACUGAAAAUUGUAGAGCUCUCUUUUCCUGGUCUUCUGUAGUCUGUUCCUUCCUCAAAACUGCGAGGACAGAGUCACACAUUUAUUUUACUUUCAGUUAAUUCAGUCCAUUCAAGCUAAUUAUAGGCAUGGUACUAAUGAGCACCCAGACUUGGACUUAUUAAACCACUUUCAGGUUUGUGAUGCUUGCCUUGUCCUGAAAGGCCCUUUUUAUUUAUGUUUCAUGCUUCAGUUUUUCUGGCAAGACAGGACAAAAACAUGGUUAGUUUGGGCUGUUAAAACUUAUGCAAACCUUGGAUUCCCCAGAAAGUUGCUACUGUUUCAAAGGCAUUUAUAUACAACUUGGUAGGGACAGAAGUCAUGUCCUAUUUAUAAAGGUUCCAUAAAUCAUUUUAUAUAACAGGUGACAAAGUAGAAUAGAAGGGAAAGGCUGAACUGUGGUCUGCCCUUGUAUCUCAUAUCACUGUAUACAAGUAGGUUUUGUUAGAUACCUUGGUCAAAAAUACUUCUAACUACCUUGUUUUAUAUGUUCUCAUAUGUUACACAAACUCAGAAUUUAGCACAUAACUGAUGACAAGAAAAUAAACUAGAUCCUUAAAAGAAGGGUCAGAUUUCUAGGUCAAAGUUCUAAGAUGCUAAUAAAAGCUGUUUUGAGAUUGCUAGCCAUCAGUAUUUUAAAAUACUGAACCACUUAGCCCAGGCAUGGAAGUGUCUGUUUUUCAUUCCAUAUGAAACUAAAUAUUGAAAACCUAUGGAAAGCUCAAUACAAAGUAAAAUACAGUGUUGCAUUUGCUUGGAUAUAAAAUUUAGAAUAAUGGGUUUUUCCAGUAUACCAUGAAAUCUAAUACCCUUGAAGCUUUAGGGUACUUUGAUUUAGAAAUCAAUUUUUUAAAUGUACUUUUUCUGAGAACACAUAGCUGGCCUGUGACCACACUGACUGACCAUUGUUUAAUCGAUAAGUUGUGUCCACUUCUUGGCGACCCCAUGGACUGAUCACUGAUGAACUAAUUUUAUUUUCAGGAGAGAACCAAGACGCAUCAUUACUGACUAUAACCUGGGAGAAUGAAGGACUUAGCCACAUUAAAAAGUUCUGUACAGUUGACCUUUUUAUUUAAUAGGAGGAAAAUUCAGCUGCACCAGUAUAAAGUGGGGUUUGAAUUUUGGGACCCUAGUUAAGAUCACCUUGACCAAGAAAAUGCAUUUCAGUUGAAUUCAGAGGGGUCAAAGAAAAAGUAGUACCCUGAUUACUUGUAGAAACUAGUUAACAGGAGUAAGCAUGUGUGACAUAGAAAUGAGGGUGAUGAGUAAAUCUUAUAUAUAAUAAUGCAGAAUGGGGAUACUAAGUAACUUUAAAGAGUCUCACUUGCUUUAUCAGUGCUGUAACUCAGAAAACAGGUAUUUCUACUGUGAUGUUUGAAUAAUAAGGGACAUUAUGUUGGAGGAUAUUUAGUGUUUGGAGAAACAUUAAGGAUAAAGUAAAAAUCGGGUUAGUUAAACUGUAGAGAAAAGGCUAGGUAUAGAUGGCUACCUGACUGGAAUGGCAGAAUUCUAGAUGCUUAGAGAAGAGAUUAAAUUAGGGGUUUCGAAGUGUCCAAGUUAUUCUAAUUUUUUAUUAAUCAAAUUAAUCAAGGAGAAAGCCUCAAAACAGUAGCUGGUUGUGUCAGUAACUUUCAAGUUUAUUAAAAAAAAUUGUAGAACCCCAGUUAUGAAAAGCGGGACCUAUUUAGAGAGUGUUAAAGAAUUAAAAGUCCUAUUGUGAGCUAGAGUGGGACUCUUUCCCCCACCACUUGAAUUAAAACUACAAGGCAGGUUAGGAAGAGAGAAGGGAUAAUGUAAUGAGGAAUAUGCCAAAAAGACAAAACAAGUUAAUGGGAAGGAGUUGUAACCUAAGACAUACAGGGACUAAGAAGCUGCUGCCAAAAAAAAAAA
Messenger RNA from Odocoileus virginianus texanus, 4721 nucleotides. NCBI's taxonomy places the organism in Eukaryota, Metazoa, Chordata, Mammalia, Artiodactyla, Cervidae. The record is from RefSeq and is a predicted model, not a curated record.